UUUAACAUGUGAUGGAGGAUGUUUCGUGACUGUUAAGGGAAUUUAAUCUUUUGAGGACAAACGCUAUUGCUAAAGCGGAAGAGGAUUUAUUCUUUUCUAACAAGUCCUGCUUGUCGUCUUCUAUGUGAAUCAGCUGACAGCAUGGGGAUACUGCUGUUCCUUGCUGUCAUGCAAGCGCUUGCAGUCGCUUUGGUGACUGCAGAGUGUCCGGUGGUGUGCGAGUGUCCGGCCGGGCCGCCGUCCUGUCCCCCUGGGGUCAGUUCUGUCCCGGAUGGAUGCGGUUGCUGCAAAGUGUGCGCCGCACAGCUGAACCAGGACUGCCAUGAAGGACAUCCCUGCGACCACCAUAAAGGCCUGGAGUGCAACUAUGGCAAUGAUGUUGGCCGUACCUAUGGCAUCUGCAGGGCAAAGGCAGAGGGCCGCUCCUGCGAAUACAACGGGCGCAUCUAUCAAAACGGCGAGAAUUUCCGAGCUGGCUGCAAGCACCAGUGCACCUGCAUCGACGGGGCAGUGGGUUGCGUGCCCCUUUGCCCCAGCCACGUGCCCCUGGCAUCACCUUCCUGCCCUGCCCCGCACUUGAUCAAGGUGCCGGGCCAGUGUUGCCUCAGCAUCGACUGCCACAAAGGAACAAGCGUCAUGCCGCCGGUGCACCGCCGACCUCAACCUCCGGCUUACCCGCCGUACCCCUUCAUCCCCUACCCCUACGCAAAACCUUACCAGAAGCUCUACCCGUACAAACCCAAAAACGAGAUGGACACCCUGGGAAACGAGCUAAUGGAGGUUAGCCGCAAAUGGGACAAGCCGCGUGGCCACAAGCACCUAGCCGCGUGGAGGCAGUUGGGAGAUCGCUGCGUGGUCCAGACUACUUCCUGGUCCCAGUGUUCCCGUAGCUGCGGGAUGGGCAUUUCCUCACGCGUUACCAACGAAAACGCUCGCUGUAAGCUGGUCAAGGAAAGCCGUCUGUGCAACAUACGGCCGUGCAGCUCCAUGUCGAUCCCGGCCAAGAAAGGGAGGAAGUGCUCUCGAACACACAAGGCACCCGAGCCACACCGCCUGUCCUACGCCGGCUGCAGGAGCACUCGCCUACACAGACCCAACUACUGCGGAGUGUGCAGAGACGGCCGUUGCUGCUCACCUCGUCGUACGCGCACCUCCAGCGUUACUUUCGCCUGCCCCGACGGCGAACGCUUCACGAGAGCCGUCAUGUUCAUCCAGUCGUGCAAGUGCAGCGACGAGUGCAAUCAUCUCAACGAGGCGGCCAUGCCGCCGCAGCUCUGGCUCUACGGAGACACACAUAAGUUUAUUGACUAGUUUGUCGACUAGAUCCUCAGAAUCUACAUUCCUAUAUAUAAACAACGACAAAUAAAAAAACAUUGACCCUGUUUAGUCCCCCCCAGGCACGUGCACAGAGCCCUAAAUGAUGCUCCAUUUUGCCCUGGAUGAGAAAAGUGCCAUUUGCCUGGAGCCCAUCUUUUUUCUCAAUAAGUCAACAUUUGAAAAGUGAAAAAAAAAAAAUACCCUCAUCUAUUCUUCUCAAAAGUGUUUUGAUAUCAGACGGGUAUUUAUCUCAGUUCUUGCGAGAAUUGAGCCCCUCCCUUCCAUUUGUGUGUAGACUUUUUAUAUCUACUGUAGCUUCCAUUCACCUCCUUUUGUAAAUAGUUGAAUGUGUUGAUUGUGUUGACAGAAUUUAAUACAUAUGUUAAAUGUUCUACUGUCUUUUUUUUUUGCAUGAAUAUUUUUGGUGAAGAGUAAGCACCUGGGAACAAAAAAAUGCCUGUGCACGUGCCUGCAAUCCACAUUACAAAGGGUUAAAAGUUACUUGCUAUUUUGAAAUACUUGUGAAUGAUUUAUUUAUUGUAUUUUUGUAUGUUUGUUCUAAAUUUAAUUUGUAUAUUUUUUUCCUCCUUUUCUGUUAAUUAAUGCACAAAAUUGGUUGCUGUGAGAUUUGUUUUUUUUCUAAUGAAAACCAAAUUUCUAAAUAUGUGCUUUGGCUCAAUUAUGGUCGGGAAACACUGCAUUAAGGAACAAACAAAAAAACAAAAAAUUCUCAAAUUGAGAAAAAUUAAUAUCAUUUAUAAAUAAUUUACAAAUAUCAUACAAUAGCGAGUGACUUUUCAAUCACCCUGUAGAAUAGCUGUUCUUAAUGUAUCUAUGAGUAAGAUGCAAAUCGUGUGCUAAUGUUAUCUUUUGCAAAGUUUGGGUGUCAAGUAUGGGAAGAAUUUUGAGUGAUCUUCACCAGAUCACCUCUGCUUUAAUGUAGUUUUUUAUGGCCUUGCUGGGGAGUUUUUUGUUUCUCCAGGAACCCCCCCUUGAACUCUGAGACUUUUAUUUGCUGGGGGAGGCCAUGUAAAUAGCUGACGCAUGAAUACAUAACUAUUGCUGUUUCAUUUUGUUGGUCAUGUGACAAGUUAUGAAAGUGGUCGAAUGGUACAGAAAUGUAGAGGUGGAGCAUACUUGACCUAAAGGCCUCACGAUGACAUUGUCAUUCUGACACGCACUUGGCCCUGUGACCUUACUUGGUAUUUAUUCAUUCGUAUUUAUUGUUGGGGUUUCGCACACAAGUUUGGAGCAUCCGAGGGACAAAACAGCCUGUCAGCCAUUGGAGGAGAGUUUCCACAGAUUGACAUCAGUCACAUUGAUGAUGGAUGAUAAAGGUUACAUGGGGGGGGGGGGCCUGACGUGUUGAGGUUUGAAAUGCAUGUCAAAGGUUGUUUAUACAGCUGGACUCAUCCCCUGCUUUGUCUCCUCAAGAAGCUGAGGCAUUUAGCAAGCACCGGCGGAACAAGCCUGGGAAUCUGGCUCCAGGAAGUCCACUGGCAGAUUCUGCGCAAAUUACAAUCCUGACUUUGUGGAGCAGCGAGAGCUAAAUCCCUCGCUGGCCGGGUUACUAUAAAAAUAAAAAAUCCCAAAGUGUGCGUAAACCUAUCAUUUGGGACGAGAGGGCGGAACUGAAAAGGGCCUGUCAUCAAGCAGCUUGAGUCAUGAACUCAAACCGUUGGUCAUGCUUCUUGCUGUUUUUGAAAAGUGGAGUCAACGAAGGGACUGUUGUCAGAAAAGUAUUUUGGUUCGCAAAGGUUUUUGGAACUUGUCCUGAUACAGUCACACAUUUUAAGCAAAAACAUAUUUGAAAGUAUGAGGAACAUCCUAUUGAAAUAAUUCUGUUGUGCCAUAGUGACAGAGUUUUCUCCAUACAAGCUUUUUUUAGUCAAAUGUCAUUUUUCCUGUGCUGUUUGCCUACAUAGAUGCUCUGGAACUAUACCUUUAGUUUUUUUUUUUUUUAUAGGGACAUACUAGAGCAGCAAUGUCCAGGCUGUUAUAUGGGCCAAGCCUUUUUAAAUGAUAGUCCAUGUAUAUUUUAGCACUGAAUACGUCUGAGUUCGGAUCCUUUACAUGCAUCUCAGUGCAAAUGUUGAGGAUUGUAAAUCUAUGAAUGUACAUUAGAUUCCAUCUGUAAUAAUUACAGCAUGAUUUUAAUUGUAUAUUCCAUUAAAGAUUUCUACAGUCAA
Molecule: messenger RNA, 3506 nt
Organism: Syngnathus acus (greater pipefish)
Lineage: Eukaryota; Metazoa; Chordata; Actinopteri; Syngnathiformes; Syngnathidae
Product: CCN family member 1-like
Exons: 5
Coding region: 142-1311 (389 amino acids)
Biological process (GO): signal transduction
Cellular component (GO): extracellular region
Molecular function (GO): protein binding
Source: RefSeq, a predicted model, not a curated record